This is a messenger RNA of Habropoda laboriosa, 1994 nucleotides long. It is a transcript of the gene calypso, whose product is annotated as ubiquitin carboxyl-terminal hydrolase calypso. The transcript is spliced from 7 exons. Lineage: Eukaryota; Metazoa; Arthropoda; Insecta; Hymenoptera; Apidae. The record is from RefSeq and is a predicted model, not a curated record. Gene Ontology annotation, biological process: ubiquitin-dependent protein catabolic process; protein deubiquitination. Gene Ontology annotation, cellular component: cytoplasm. Gene Ontology annotation, molecular function: cysteine-type deubiquitinase activity.
UUUUGUUAAGUGUUGAAUUUGAAACUCAACACAGAAUGCCAGUUGAUAUAAAUCGAUUAACGGAAGGUUGGCUAGAACUGGAAAGUGACCCAGGUUUAUUCACACUGCUAUUGGAGGAUUUUGGAGUGAAAGGUGUACAAGUAGAAGAAAUAUAUGAUCUGCAAAAAUCAUUAGAAGGUCCAGUAUAUGGUUUUAUAUUUUUAUUUCGUUGGAUAGAAGAGAGAAGGUCUAGACGCAAAGUUGUAGAGCAAGAUGAAAGUUUUGUGAAAGAUGAAGAAAUUGUUAACAAUAUAUUUUUCGCACAACAGGUUGUGCCCAACAGUUGUGCUACCCAUGCACUAUUAUCUGUGUUACUUAAUUGCCCAAAUAUUCAUUUGGGUACAACUUUAUCCAGAUUGAAAAUGCACACAUCUGGUAUGUGUCCAGAAAAUAAAGGAUGGGCAAUUGGUAAUACACCUGAAUUGGCUUGUGCACAUAAUUCACAUGCAAUGCCUCAGGCCAAGAGACGUCAAGAUAAGAAUACUGGAGUUUCAACUGGUAGAUUUACAGGGGAAGCUUUUCACUUUGUUAGUUAUGUACCAAUUAAUGGUAGACUAUUUGAAUUGGAUGGUUUAAAACCAUAUCCCAUGGACCAUGGUCCAUGGAAGGAGCAUGAAGAGUGGACAGAACAAUUUAGGAGAGUAAUUACGGAUCGUUUGGGAAUGGCAACAGGGGAGCAAUUGCAAGAUAUAAGAUUUAAUUUAAUGGCUGUUGUCCCGGAUCGUCGACUUGCUAUCUCACAUAAAUUAACAAUGUUGAAAACUAAUAGACAAAUAGUAUUAGAAGCGUUGCAACAACUUGUUAAAUUAAGUCAUCCAGAUGGAACGGAAAAAAAUUCGAAUGAUUCCGAGAAAUCGGAUAAAUCGUAUGAAAAAAAGAGUAAAACAGAAGAUGAAAAUGCCUUGCCUAAUAAAUCAGAAAUUGAUGAGUCUUCAGUGCCAACUAUCACAGUUGAAAGGAACAGUGAUACUGUAACAGAUACUGAAGAGCCAGCUUCAAGUUUAACUUCUGGAAAGACUGAACCAAAUGGUAUGGAAAAAGUAGUAAUGUGUGCAUUGGAUUAUGCUACUCCUCUCAGAAUUCAGACUUCGCCGGCACAUAGUUCGUCUAGUACGGACACAUCAUCCGAAAUAGGAUCCGCAUUUAAUUCUCCAACACAAGCAUGGGGGUGGAAUUCUGGUCAGAGCAGUCCAACAUCCACAAAAGAUUUCAAAAAGUUUGUUGUAAUUAGAGUCUCUGGAGAUGAGAAGAAUGAGGCAGGUUUAAGUCGUUCUCUUGGGAACAUUAAUAUAAACGGAAAAAGAUUAGUUUCCGACAGUGGGCACUUACAUAAAAAAGUUUGCCUGUCUGGAGAAGUUAGAAUACCUCAUGCCAGAGUAAAGACUAGUAACGGGGAUACUGUUACUGAAGAAAAGAAGGUCGAAAAAAUCGAUCCGAAAUUAUGUUCGAAAUAUCCGGAAUUAUUCGAACCGCAUACGUUCGCGCCCAAAGAUCUUCUAGCGUUAUUGAAAAAUUUAGAACACGAAAUAAGUAUUUGUGAAACUAGUUUAAAAGAUGAAAAUGAUAAGAGGAAUAAGUACAAGAUUGAUGAUUGUCGUAGGACGCAUAAUUACGACGAGUUUAUUUGCACCUUUCUUUCGAUGCUUUUUUUUUGUCAGUGAACAGGGUUCACAGGUAAGAAACUUUAUUAUAAUACCAAUUAAGGAUGCAGAUUAUUUAAUGUACAAAAUAUUUGUAGAUCUUCAAAGAAGACAGAUACUCGUCCUAACUCUUCGCGCAGACGACGAGGUAGAACCAAGUGCAAAAAACGGAAAUAAUCUUCAAAUUAAAUUAAAGCAAAAAAAAUGGAGUUGUUAUUCCAUCUAUCGAAUUGUCAAUACUGAAAAAUUCUUGGAAUCAUGGCAAGAACAUAAUUUCAAGAAGAUAAGGGGCAUGUAAAAAAUUGUUGAAACAAA